Molecule: messenger RNA, 3389 nt
Organism: Pimephales promelas (fathead minnow)
Lineage: Eukaryota; Metazoa; Chordata; Actinopteri; Cypriniformes; Leuciscidae
Gene: cept1b
Product: choline/ethanolamine phosphotransferase 1b
Biological process (GO): phosphatidylethanolamine biosynthetic process
Cellular component (GO): Golgi apparatus; endoplasmic reticulum membrane
Molecular function (GO): diacylglycerol cholinephosphotransferase activity; ethanolaminephosphotransferase activity
Source: RefSeq, a predicted model, not a curated record
CGACACCCUUGACGCAUCUUGUGGACCUGCACCGGAAGUGACCGGUGUUGUUGGUCUAGCAGUUUGCGCUAACCGGACCGGGACCGGCAGAACCGACACCAGACUCGAAACAUCAGGAUCCCAUCGGGCCGAACGGAUAGAUCGUGCAUUUCUCCGAAUCUAGCGUUCAUCUGAAGUUACUGGUGAGGGUCAGGAUCGCGGUUGGCGGCGUGACGUGCGCUCCAGAGGCUUUUGUUUGGGGGCGUGGCCUGUUGGCGUCUACCAACUCACGAUUGGUGAACAGGUGCCUAGCCAUCCUGCUGUGGCUCUGCAGGCGUGUAGUGGGCGGAGUCAGGCUCAGGCUGUGAUUGGCUGAGAGUGAUGAGCGGGCGGGGCGGGGCCAGUAGCCGCGAGCGGCGACAUGGCAUGGAUUCGUCGUGCUGGUUCGCUCCUAGCGCCCUGCGGCGACUGGUCGAGCUGCCGGCGCCGGUUCUGUCACGCCACCAGCUGAAGCGUUUAGAGGAGCAUCGCUACAGCAGUUCGGGACGCUCGCUACUCGAACCCAUAAUGCAACGCUACUGGGAGUGGCUCGUCGGCAGAAUGCCACCCUGGAUCGCGCCCAACCUCAUCACCAUCGUCGGCCUGGCGACCAACAUCUUCACAACACUGGUGCUGGUGUAUUACUGCCCGACUGCAACCGAACAGGCUCCUCUCUGGGCGUACCUCCUGUGUGCCGUGGGCCUGUUCGUCUAUCAGUCGCUGGACGCCAUCGACGGGAAACAGGCCAGACGCACCAACAGCAGUUCACCACUGGGGGAGCUGUUCGACCACGGCUGCGACUCGCUCUCCACAGUGUUUGUGGUGUUGGGCACCAGUAUAGCGGUUCAGCUGGGCUCUCACCCCGACUGGAUGUUCUUCUGCUGUUUCUCCGGCAUGUUCAUGUUUUAUUGCGCGCACUGGCAGACCUACGUCUCCGGCACGCUGCGCUUCGGCAUAUUUGAUGUCACAGAACUGCAGAUCUGUCUAGUGUUGUUGCAGAUGUUUACGGCUACGGUUGGGCCCACGUUUUGGAACGAAACGAUUCCCGUCAUUAACAUCCAAAUGAAGAUGAUUCCUCCACUCUGCACGUUUAUCGGCGCCGUUUUCACGUGUACCAAUUACUUCCGAGUCAUAUUUACCGGCGGCGUGGGGAAAAACGGCUCCACCAUAGCGGGUACGAGUGUUUUGUCUCCCGUCCUGCACAUCGGCUCAGUUAUCAUCCUCGCUAUGAUGAUUUAUAAAAAAUCAUCCGUCCUGCUCUUCGAGAAACACCCGUGUGUGUAUAUUCUCGCCUUCGGCUUCGUAUCGGCCAAAAUCACCAAUAAACUAGUGGUGGCUCACAUGACCAAGAGUGAGAUGCAUCUUCACGACGUGGUGUUCCUGGGCCCCGGCCUGUUGUUUCUCGAUCAGUACUUCAACAGCUUCAUCGACGAGUAUCUGGUGUUGUGGAUUUCUCUGAUUCUCUCUCUCUUCGAUCUGGUGCGCUACUGCGUGAGCGUCUGCAACGAGAUCGCGUCUCACCUGCGCAUCUGCGUCUUCAAAAUCAAGCCGAGUGACCUCUGACCUCCCUCAUGCACUUUCAUCCUGCUACUGUUUCUCGUCUGAGACGUAUUUAAAACAUUCUGCACUUAGAAUAAUGCAGCUCUUCAUCGCCAGUGAACGAACGAACAAAUAAAUGAAUGAACGAACUUCACCAAGUCACUUUUCUUUAGAUUAUUAUUUUAAGAAGAUGAAACGUUCGGAUUACCCAUGAUGCAUCGGUGCCGUCUCGUCUGGGUCUGUAUUAACGUUUUAACGCUGCGUUUAAAUUGGAUUAGAUCAAUAAUGAUUUCAUCGCUGCUAAUAAUAAUAAUAAUAAUAAUGAUGAUGAUGAUUCGCUCUCAUUGUUUAUGACUGUAUUUUGUGUUUUUGCACCUCUACGCUCCAGGAACCGUUGCAGGAGGACGUCGCUCCGUUUAGGUGUUUCUCUGAAAGAUGUUUUGUUCAGAUUUCGGCCCCGAAUGAGAGAUUUCACAAAUGCUGUGCCUGCUGGGUGAAUCGCACAGCCAAGGUUUCAGUGUUUCACCCUCACAUUAAAAGAAAGACGGAAGAAAUUAUAUUGUUAAGAGCAUUGGAAAAGUUGCGAAUUACAUUUUCCUUAUAUAAAUGAAUUCCCAUUACUGUAAUACAGUAAUACAAGGAGAAAAAAAAUACUUUUUUUUAAAAUUUUAUAUCACAGUCAGUAUGGAUUAAAUUGAGUACAAUACAUACUGCUAUUAUGUGUACUUGAAAAAUUUACAAUUUAAAUAAAAUGUACCAUUUUUUUCACAGUACAAGUGUAAAUUAUGGAAAAAAAUGGUAAUAUACACCUUUUUUCUUAAAUCAAAAUCUAACUUCGUAUUUAAUUCUUUUGAUUUAGGGGCUAAAACUCGGUAAAACUCUGACCCGGACAGAAAGCGUGAGAUUCACCCCGUUUUACUUUGCUUCAUUCUGCUUUAUGAAGACAUUUGAAUGCACUUGCGUCGUCAGCCUCCUGAAUAAUGAGCUUGAUUUUGACCCUUGCCGUUAAAUUAUUUAAUCUGAGAUUGAAUGUUGAAGAUGUUAAUAUUCAAGACGUUGGUUUGUAUGAUAAUUCAUCACUAACGUUCAUUGCUGAAGAUGUAUAAACCCAAAGUCGUGUCCGAAAAUUAAUCGAUCUGUUAAUCACUCGUUGGUUUUUACUUUUGAAUGUUUCACAUAACAGUUGCCUUAAAUAUUAUGAAUUGGAAAAGUUUUGAACUUUGCAUGUUGAUCUGGUUGUUUUCCUCAAAUCUUUAUUUCUAAAUGUCCCUCUCAGGCGAAUAAUAUGAAUAAAAAUAAAUAAUAAAUCGUAGUUUGUAGAAACAGCUCGAUGCUGCCACCCCGAAAACAAAAGUUGAAAUUACUUUUGUGAGAUGUCCUGAGUUUGUGCAAUUGAUGUUAUUAAUGUUCAAAUGAAUGAUCUUUUAUUUGCAGAUGAUUAAAGUCUAAUAUUUGAGGAAUUGAUUUAGUUACGAGCGCCUGCUGCUGAUAUCGUUGAUUCUUACAGUUCCAGUAAGGGAUUAAAUAUGUUUGCGUUUCUGGAUUCAUCUCUUGCAGUAUGAUACUUUCUUCACACUUAUUCAUAAGCUUUGAUUCUGUCGCUUGUUGCCAAAUCCUUUCACUUUAAACGGGACAACAGAUUUAAGCUCUCAUUAAAUCUUGCAGAUGGAAACGUCCAAUGUUAUUUCUGUUUGUUUGUUUCUCUGAAGACAUACUCAGUGUUAUUAGUUAUGUAAAUCGCCUGUUUCUGACUAACUGUUGAUUUGAUUGUAACAUUGCUCUGAUUUUUGAAUAAACGCUCCUGUAAAAUAAAGAUUGCUAUAUUUAUGAUA